Diospyros lotus (date-plum) is the source of this 1344-nucleotide messenger RNA. RefSeq lists its product as uncharacterized. Gene Ontology annotation, biological process: DNA integration. The transcript is spliced from 9 exons. Lineage: Eukaryota; Viridiplantae; Streptophyta; Magnoliopsida; Ericales; Ebenaceae. Gene Ontology annotation, molecular function: nucleic acid binding. The annotation marks the transcript as partial. The record is from RefSeq and is a predicted model, not a curated record.
CCCAACAUGAAAGAAGUUGUCAGAAAAGAAGUGCUUAAGCUAUUGGAUGCUGAAAUAAUUUACCCAAUCUCUGAUUCUAAGUGGGUAAAUGUUCCGUUUGAAUGGAGUCCUGCCUGUCAAAAUGCUUUUGAUAAAUUGAAAGAUGCACUCAUUUCAGCACCUAUCAUUCAGUCCCCUGAUUGGUCCCUCCCGUUUGAACUUAUGUGCGAUGCUAGUGAUUAUGCGGUAGGAGCUGUGUUAGGGCUGAGGAAGGAUAAGAAACCUCAUGUGAUAUAUUAUGCUAAGUUCAACAUUGAAAUCAGAGACAAGAAGGGAGUAGAAAAUGUGGUGGCUGACCAUUUGUCAAGGAUUCCAAGUCAAGAUCUCACACAAUUUGAUGAACCAAUUCAUGACAAUUUCCCUGAUGAGCAACUGUUUAAAGUGAAUGUUAUUCGUGCAUCAUCUGUUGUCCCUUGGUAUGCCGACAUUGCGAACUACCUGACAAUUAGUCUGAUCCCAGACCAUUGGAGUAAGCAAGAUAGGCAUAAAUUCUUCAGAAAAGUCAGAACAUUCUUUUGGGAUGAGCCCUACCUCUUCAAGUAUUGUCCUGACCAAAUCAUCCGUAGAUGCAUACCCGAUCAUGAGCAACAAAGUGUCAUCAAUUUCAGUCAUACUCUUGCAUUUGCUGUUGACUAUGUGUCCAAAUGGGUAGAAGCAAUCCCGGCCAGAACAAAUGACCAUAGGACUGUCGUGAAAUUUUUGAAAGAAAACAUAUUCAGUCGAUUUGGGAUGCCACGUGCAAUCAUCAGUGAUGGGGGUUCCCAUUUUUGUAAUAAAGUAGUGGCAGGAUUAAUGAUGAAAUAUGGUGUACUGCAUAAAGUUGCAACACCAUACCAUCCCCAAACCAAUGGUGAGAGUGCAGUCACUGGGGAUGCGUAUUUCGAGGAUAGCUCGACACUUGUUGGGGUUGGCUUCUAUCUCUUGACUGGUGAGCUUGAAUCCGAGGAACUUUUCAGUUUGUACACCAAAAAUGUGCAUCCGGAUUUGAUUGUACCCCAAGUAUGCGUCCAUGAAGCUGAGAUAUCUCUUGUGGUAGAUGAAAGAUGGGUCAAUGCCCGGCAUGUCUGUGGGGGUCCAGGCAAAAAGCCAGCUACUCGUAGUCGGAGUUCAUCAAGGUUGGCAGGAGGCUUUCAAGCUAGAGAAUCGAAAAAGGACCCAAGCUUAAGCCCUGCCAUGAUGGCGUGCAGGGAGACAGGAAGGCAGAAUCCCUCUAGCCAGGGUACGGACAUGAUGAACUCCAAGAAAUGGUGGCUUGAAGUGUACAAGGAUGCUGAUGGUGGAGGAGUAGGGGUGUGGGUGGACUAG